CAAUGAGUUCAACACAACAGGACCAACAUGGAGCAAGAAGUCAGCGCUCUCAGGAGGCUGACAAACCUCACAGAAGGAAGGGAGGAAAAAAAUACACCUGUGAUCAGUGUGGGAAGGAUUUUACCUCGAAGAGUAACCUAAAUACGCACGAACUCAUCCACACUGGAGAAAAGCCAUUCAGAUGUGAAUUGUGUGGAAAGUCUUUUACCCUGACUGGAAAUUUAAAAACACACCAACUCAUCCACAGUGGAGAGAAGCCGUACAGCUGUGAUCAGUGUGGCAGAGCUUUUAAUCACAGUAGCAGCUUAAAGAAGCAUCAAGUCACCCACUCUGGAAUUAAGGCAUACAGCUGUGACUAUUGUGGAAAAACUUUCAGUCACAUAGGGAGCAGAAAUAGACACCUACGCAUUCACACUGGACAUGAUGUGUACUGCUGUGAUCAGUGUGGCAAAAAGUUUGGAUCAGACUCACACUUACAACGCCACAUGUUUACCCACACUGAGGAGAGACCUCAUAAAUGUGACCUGUGUGAUAAGAGUUUUAAAACUCCACGGCACCUGAGAGCACACCAACAGACCCACAGCAGAAAGAGACUCUACAAGUGCAGUUACUGUGAGAAGCAGAGCCACACAGAUGGAUCCAGUUCUCAACCCUGUCAUCGCUGUGGUGGUGGGAAAGCGUUUCUCUGUGACCUUUGUGGGAAAACUUUCAAUCAGCAAGAGAGCCUAAAAGACAUCAGCUUGGCCUCACUGUGUUUCCAGUCACCCGAUGCCCUCAUCCAUCAGCACGCCUGUUUCCUGCUCCUCCUGAAAGCAAACAGUGUGCCUGUCAGAGCUGAGCUGGGAUCAGUGUGUCACACUGGCAGCUACAACGAGGUUUCAUGUUAA
Archocentrus centrarchus (flier cichlid) is the source of this 887-nucleotide messenger RNA. Its product is annotated as zinc finger protein 239-like. The record is from RefSeq and is a predicted model, not a curated record. Gene Ontology annotation, molecular function: DNA-binding transcription factor activity; RNA polymerase II cis-regulatory region sequence-specific DNA binding. The transcript has 4 exons. Gene Ontology annotation, biological process: regulation of transcription by RNA polymerase II. NCBI's taxonomy places the organism in Eukaryota, Metazoa, Chordata, Actinopteri, Cichliformes, Cichlidae. The coding region runs from base 3 to 887 and encodes 294 amino acids.